This is a messenger RNA of Syzygium oleosum, 815 nucleotides long. Its product is annotated as RING-H2 finger protein ATL67-like. The record is from RefSeq and is a predicted model, not a curated record. The transcript has a single exon. Lineage: Eukaryota; Viridiplantae; Streptophyta; Magnoliopsida; Myrtales; Myrtaceae. Bases 63 to 590 code for a protein of 175 amino acids.
ACAAAACUGUAAAGUAAAACCAGUCUCUCCCCUCCCUCUCUGUUCUCGAACGCUCGCAGAACAUGAACAGCAGUUCAAGCAGCAGCAGCAGCAGCAGCGCAAGCUCGAAUGGACACACGGACGACCUCAGCUCGUUCACGUACGACAUGGCGUUCAUAAUCGGUUUCAUCGUCCUCGUCCUCAUCAUCACCCUCUCCUCCUACAUCUGCAUCCGCAGCAACCGCGGGGCAGUCAGCCCGGCUCGGUUCGUGCUCCGGGGCCUCGUCGCCGGGCCGGCCGGAGCGGGCGGGGGGAUCGACGAGGCCACGCUCCGGAGCUACCCGACGGUCCUGUUCUCGAGCGCGAAGCACCACGACAAGAGCAGCUCGGCGGACUCGAGCGAUGGGGUCGGCGGCGGCUCUUGCCCGAUAUGCUUGGGCGAAUACAAGGAGAGCGAUGUGCUGCGGCUGUUGCCGGUGUGCGGGCACUUCUUCCACGUGAGGUGCGUCGACCCGUGGCUGAGACUGCACGCCACGUGCCCCGUUUGCAGGAAGUCGCCGGCGGCCGUGGCCGUGCGGGUCGACGGUGAUCCUCACGGCGGAGACAGGUAAGCUACUAAAGCUAGGUACUUGAUUCAAAAGGGUGUUCGCCGGAAAAUGAUCAGAUGGAAGAACACGCCUGCAACAUUACCGAAAGCAAGCACGGAAGUUUCGAAACCUCAAUCUUGAAAACUACCCUCUAUUUCUCUUGGCUUCAACGGAGCCAAUCUCUUCUGAUUUUCUCUUUGUAUAUUCAUUUUCUCUUUCGAAAUGAAAUUGGGGUUGCAAAAUUUCUCA